Molecule: messenger RNA, 2805 nt
Organism: Hydra vulgaris (swiftwater hydra)
Lineage: Eukaryota; Metazoa; Cnidaria; Hydrozoa; Anthoathecata; Hydridae
Source: RefSeq, a predicted model, not a curated record
AUGGGAGAAAAAGAAUUAAAUGUAACUAACACAAAUAUUACGCUAUGUGCAUAUAACUGUCAAAGCUUUAAAUCGAAUUCAUAUUAUAUUUCUAAGUUGUUAAAGUCUUUCGAUAUUAUUUUUAUAUCAGAACAUUGGCUUUUAAAUAUUGAGAGUUUUUUGUUAAAUAACAUUGCAUUACUAACACACAAAGUUUUUUUUCAUGCGGCAGAAAAAAAUACACACGGUAGACCAUAUGGAGGAAAUGCUUUUAUGGUACGAAAAAAAUUGUCAUCUUUUUACAUAAUACAUGAAGAUGAAAACAUUCUUGCUAUUAAAGGCACACUUAACAAUCGUAACUUAAUUUUUAUUGGUGUUUACCUUUCAUCUUGUCGUAAUAAUAACGAAUCAUACGCAAAAUACUCUUCUCAGUUACAAACAAUCACUUCAAUAAUGAACAACUAUGAGGAUGAAGGAGAAUGUAUUAUUUCCGGAGACUUUCAGUCAUUUCCAUAUAAAAUAUAUGAUUCAGAGCUUCGUAAAAACAAAACUAGGAACAAUUUCUCAAAACAUCUCACUAAUUUUAUUGAAUCAAAUCAGCUCGCUUUUGUCGAUAUAAUCAACGGUGCUGGGCCUACUUAUACCUAUCAACAUAAAACUCUUUCUAACUCUUCUUACAUUGACCAUAUUGCAUCCUAUAAACAGACAGAACUAUGUUUUACAAACUGUCAAGUUAUGCAAUCUUCACCGCUUAACCUUAGUGAUCACCUUCCGGUGUCUACGAAUAUUAACUUUGAAGGUACCGGCUUAUCACACGAAAUAAAUAAUAUAAUGCAAAAAUAUAAUUCAAUACCAAAACAUGCAUGGAAUAACGAAAGGUUUAUUGACUUUUAUAAUCUCAAUCUAUCAAAAGCAUUUACUAGUUACGCAUUUAAGGAAGAUAAAAUAGAAGAAGAAAUUCAAAAAACAUGCUUAUAUAUAAAAAAUGCAGCUCUCUUGGCAGUUAAACAAUGUUUCGGACAAAAAGAAUUUUAUAAGUACUCGAAACCUUGGUGGACACCUGAGCUUAAAAAAAUUAAAGAUAAUCUCUCCUUUCACUUUAGACAAUGGCAAAAAUCAGGCUAUAAUAAGUCAACAGAAUGUAUAUCCUACAAAAGAUUUAUUUAUUCCCGAAAAAACUUUCGUAAAGCUAACAAAAACGAAAUCGUCGAAGAAUUUAGUCAUCAUUUCCAAAAACUACUUAAUACACCGCAAUAUACAAAUAACGAGUUCAAUCCUCUCCAAAUUCCACAUUUAAGUAAAGAGCCUAAUUCAAAAGUUAUCUCGACAGCUGAUAUUGAAAAAUGUAUUUUAAAGCUUAAAAAUAAUAAAUCUUACGAUUGCUAUGAAAUCAGUGCUGAACAUCUUAAAAACUCUCACAACAAGAAUCUUCUUAUUUUACUUUCGUCGUUUUAUAACAAUAUGUUAACAAAUGGAAAGGUUCCACACGGUUUAUCAACCGCCAAAAUUAUCCCAUUAGUCAAGUCUUAUAAAACAUCACUAGAAAAUCCAAAUAACUAUCGAGGAAUCAGCAUUAUACCAAUUUUUACAAAACUUCUCGAAUAUCUUAUCAUACACAUAUGUCCAGAUAUAACAGAAAGUCAUUCCCAUCAAUUCGGUUUUAAAGAAAACAGCUCUACCCUCCACGCAGAAUUUCUUCUGAGUGAAACAAUAAAGCACUAUAAUCAUAAUAACUCACCGCUAUAUAUAUGCAGUCUAGACGCCAACAAAGCUUUUGACAGUUGUAAUUGGGAAUUACUAUUCGAGAAACUCUAUUACCAGAAAAAAAUCCCAUUAUCUAUAGUUCAUACAAUAUUAUCACUAUAUCAAACAGGAACUUCUAAUAUAUCAUAUCUUGGAUGUACAUCAAACAAAUUUAGGCUGUCUCAGGGAGUGCGUCAAGGAUCCAUACUGUCGCCUCAUCUCUACAAUAUCUACACAGAGAACCUUCUAGAGAAAAUUGUUUCAGAAUCAAAAGUUGGAACUUCAAUAAAUGGUGUAUACACAGGUAUCAUUGCAUAUGCUGAUGAUAUAGUUUUACAAAGUUCCACUAUAUCUGGUCUUCAGAGCCUUAUUAACAUUGUUCAAAAGUAUGGACUAUCGAACUUUAUUAAACUGAAUACAGAAAAAACUGAAUUUCUAAUAUCUGGAAUAAGUUCGAUUUUAAUUAACGUUAUUUAUAUUAACGGUGAUCCUAUCAAGCCUCAAAACAAUCUAAAACAUCUUGGUCUUAUAAGAAAUGGACUUCGCUUUUGCCAGCCUGCUACCAUAGUUCAUUUAUUUAAUUCUUUAGCUGUUCCAACGUUGUUAUACGGAUUAGAACUGUGUGGAAGCAGCAAUAAGUUUCUAAAUAGCAUUGAUAUAGCUGGACGAUCUGUCUUAAAAUCCUUCUUUAAUAUUUCAAAGCAAAGUAGAAAUUAUCUACAUUCUUAUUUCAAAGUAGACGCUGUGUCAGACAUUCUUUUUCGCAACAAGUUAAAUCUAUUUAUCAGGCUUUUAAACAACCCCAUAUGUUACUCGAUUAUACGGACUCAGAUGCCUUUAAUGAAUCAACGAUCAUUUGUGGGUGAGGUAAUGAUAAUGUGUAAGAAAGCUGAUAUAAACAUGCUCCAAUUUAUGAUCGAGGGUAAGAAAAUUAUAAUUGCACGCCCUCAGGAAGCAUUGGAGGCCAAUGUUGCGGCGAUCUUAAAACAAUCGUUCCAACACUGGAAUUUAAAGGAACAAAGAGAAGUAUUUAGAACGCUGAUGGAGGAAAACAUUCCAAGAACGAUGCAAGAAAAUACUUAA